AAAAGAAAAGAAAACACAAUUCACGCAUUUGGUUGCGAUAGAAAGGUACAAAUAUACAGUUAUCCGGAAAAUAGAGAUAAAGCCGAAUGCAGAAAGCAUGAUAUUUCCAGGCCGCCAGACACUUCUCCUGCUACUCUACAGCUAUAUGCCUCUCUCUCUCUCUACAUUUCUGUAUCUAUAUAUAUAUACACGCAAUGCAUGCUUCAACAGUCAAUUCAUUCCUCUGCUUCUCAAUUUUUCCAGAUCUCUCUCUUUUUUCAAUUUCGGCGAUUUCACCCACGAUUGCGACAAUUCGAUCGGAGAUCGGAGCAAUGGAGGUAGUAGCGAAGGACGUGCGAUCGGCGGCGGUGCGGAUCGUGGAUCAGCAGCGGACGGAUCUGGAAUCGGCGUGCGAGAAGGUGAGCGCGAUCGUCGCCGGCAACGCGGUGGUCGUCUUCACCAUCAGCGGCUGCUGUAUGUGCCACGUCGUCAAGCAGCUGCUCUUCGGCCUCGGCGUCGGUCCGACGGUCGUCGAGCUCGACCGCGAGGCCGCCGGCGGGCCGAUCCUCUCGCUGCUGCACCGCCUCGGCGGCGGAGGGAAGGCCGUGCCGGCGGUGUUCGUCGGCGGGAAGUUUCUCGGCGGGAUCGAGACGGUGAUGGCUUGCCACAUCAACGGAUCGCUCGUGCCGCUCCUCAAAAACGCCGGUGCUCUUUGGCUUUGAUUGAUUUGUGAUGCUUAAUUCAACUAACUUGUUUUAACUGGUGAAUUGGUGUUUGAUCAUAUAUAUAUGCAUGGAGGAUUUGUGUUAUGUUUAUGAGAUGGAUUGGUGACAUAUUUCAUGUACAUAUAAAUCAUGAUGCUAUUGAUUAGCCAUAUGUUGUCAUCCAUUGCCAAACUUUAUUAUCAAA
This is a messenger RNA of Salvia hispanica, 888 nucleotides long. RefSeq names its product glutaredoxin-C1-like. The record is from RefSeq and is a predicted model, not a curated record. Lineage: Eukaryota; Viridiplantae; Streptophyta; Magnoliopsida; Lamiales; Lamiaceae.